CGUCCUCUAAAGUAAAAUCGUAGAUAGUUAAAGCGUUUAGCAUUUGUUUUCUUUGUCAAAUUUUGAGCUCUAGUAGUAUUUGACUCCCGUGUUUAUAGCCUUUGAUAACAAGGAGAAAAGGAAGAAGAGCAGCAGCUGAUCGUGGAAAACAUGCCAGUCUGAGGAACGCAAUGGCUGCAGCUGUGCCUGAAGAACAACUUGACCCCAGAAUACAGGUUGAGCUUGAGAAAUUGAACACUGCCACAGAUGACAUCAAUAAACUGGAAUCAAUGCUUGAGGAGACAAACAAUGCAUUCAACUCAACUUUUACUGAGUCCACUGCCCGUCUCAAGAGCAUGGGAAAGAAGCUGGGCAGCUGCAUUGAGAAGGCUCGCCCGUUUUAUGAAGCCCAGGAGCUGGCCCGAACUUCGCAGCUAGAGUGUCAGCGUGCAGCAGUGCAAUAUCAAAGAGCCAAUGCUCUUCAUCAAGCAGCCAAGGAGACCAUAGCCUUGGCCGAAGAAAGAUUUGUGAAUAGUCGUCAUGAGAACUGGCAGUUUGACUCAGCUUGGCAGGAAAUGCUGAACCACGCCACCAUGAAAGUAUGUUGUCACUGUAAAUCAGGAAGCAUUUGCUUAAGUGAUCAUACACUACGCAUUUCAUGUACCAAAACAAAACACAUGAUCCGUGGUCUUGAUCCUGACACAGGAUUGGCAGAGCAGCGGGUUCAGCAGCUGCAGCGUGGCCUCAAGUCCUCCAUCAACAAGUCCUUGGUAUAUUUUGAAGAGAAGAGUCGGGUUGAGGCACAGCUAGAGAGCCAGAAGGAACGAGCACAGCAUAAGAGGCAUCUCCCUUUCCUUCAGAUAUCAGAACAGAUCCAUGAGCAGCGGCGGUGUCAGAUGCCAAGGGAGCCAGGGGUAGGAGCUGAGCUGAACUCUCCACCUGCUGGAGAAGAUCACCAGUACAACAGUAACAAGAUUUUUACACAGCAGGGAGAUUUAACUCAGGAGGAAAAGUACUGGGAAUCUUUAAGAGAGAAGCUGGAAAAGUUGGAAGUAGAGAAAAGUGAUGACAAGUAUCAGACAAUAGCUACAGAACAGGAAGGGCGUGAGAGGAGUAUUACAGGGAGUAGUGAGACUCCAAGCUGCAAUGGGGAGAGAUUUGUGAGUGGGCAGAGCAGCAGCCAGGAGUCCAAGAGUGAUGGGGAGAGCUCCUCAGAUGGCAUGGUAGACUCACUGGAUGAUGCUGAACCCAAGACAAAUCUGCUAUCCACUUGUACAACUCUCUUAGAUGAAGAGAACUCACAGGAUAAACUUAGCAAGGGACGAAGAACUCCUAUAGGUACCUGUGAGGAAGUUAUUGGGAAUGAAUUAAAAAGAAUCAGUGCAGUUGAAGAUCAUCAUUCCUUUCCAGUAAGUAUUAUUAAUGAAAUGUCUGUACAGAUUAUAGUAAAUAAUACAACACAACCAGAAAGUGAUACAACACAAGUAAGUGACACCAAUGAAUUAAAUAUGUCACAAAAAUGUGCUGAAAUGGUCACAAAUGAAAUGAGAAUUACUGAAUUGGAUGUAGGAGUGAAUGAAGCAAAUCUUUGUGAUGGGGAUGCCAAGGAGGAAGGUGAUGGCUCCUCAUUCCCUUCACCAACUGCAUGUCAGCCUAGUAGAGGUCUGAGUGUUAUUGUUGAGGAAUUAGAGCACUGUGCCAUGCCUGAAUGAUUGCUGAUAUGAUAAACUAAUAAAACCAUUUAUCAAACUAUAUCACAAGUGGAAGUUAUAGAUGUCAAAGGUAAUGAAAGUAUAUAUAUAUAUAUA
Molecule: messenger RNA, 1787 nt
Organism: Portunus trituberculatus (swimming crab)
Lineage: Eukaryota; Metazoa; Arthropoda; Malacostraca; Decapoda; Portunidae
Product: SH3 domain-binding protein 5-like
Exons: 9
Coding region: 171-1691 (506 amino acids)
Biological process (GO): negative regulation of protein tyrosine kinase activity; intracellular signal transduction
Cellular component (GO): cytoplasm
Molecular function (GO): protein kinase inhibitor activity
Source: RefSeq, a predicted model, not a curated record